UCUCAAGUUUAUGUAAAUACUGUAUGUGUCUUUCUGCAGAUUUACAAGCCGGUGGCAGCCUCACCUUGCCUUCAUUGGUCCAGACCUCCCUUCAGCACCGAUCACGGCAGAUGCUUCAUAAUGAAAAUACGCAGAAAUCAACGUUGGGAUCAGAGAUACGAGCCUCUGUUAAGGAAAGGUCUGUUGUAAAACAAACAAGUAUAGAUAUAAUCAACACUCAACUACAGGUAAUAAAUUCUGCAAAUUUGUUUGUCUGCCAAAAGUGGAGGAAAGAUUUUAGACACAAAGCUAAAUACAAAGCUAGUAAGUUGAGCCAUUUGAGACAGAAGGUGUAUUGUUGUUCUGAAUGUGGCAAACGGUUUUCCUCCAGUGGCCAUCUUCACACCCACACAAGAGUUCACACCGGAGAGAAGCCAUAUUGUUGUUCGGAAUGUGGGAAGCGGUUUUCUGACAAUGGGCAAUUUCAGAGACAUGCAAGAGUUCACACUGGAGAGAGGCCAUACAGUUGUCCCGAGUGUGGCAAACGAUUCAAGUACAGUCGCAGUCUUCAGAUCCACUCAAGACUUCACACUGGAGAGAAGCCAUACUGCUGUUCAGAAUGUGGGAAACGGUUCCCACAGUUAAGUAAUCUUCAGUGCCACACAAGAGUUCACACAGGAGAGAAACCCUAUUGUUGUUCUGAAUGUGGUGCACGAUUCUCCACCAGUGGGCACCUUCAAAUCCAUAAAAGAAUACAUACAGGAGAAAAGCCCUAUUGCUGUUCUGAAUGUGGUAAGCGAUUCUCUGACAACAGGCAAUUUCAGAGACACAGCAGAGUUCACACUGGAGAGAGGCCAUACUGUUGUCCUGAAUGUGGAAAACAAUUCAAAUACAGUAGCAGUCUCCAUAAACACAAAAGACUUCACACUGGAGAGAAGCCAUACUGCUGUCCUGAGUGUGGCAGACAGUUCUCACAAUUGAGCAAUCUUCAGAGCCACACUAGAAUUCACACGGGAGAGAAGCCAUACUGCUGUUCUGACUGUGGCAGAGGAUUUGCAACCAGUGGGCAUCUGCAGAGCCAUGUUCGAACGCACACUGGAGAGAAGUCCUAUUGCUGUUCUGAGUGUGACAAACAAUUCUAUGAUGAAAGUGGUCUUCGGAGACACACAAGAAUUCACACCGGCAAGAAGUCUUUCUGCUGCUCCGAAUGUGGCAAGGGAUUCUUGCGCCGGAGCAAUCUUCAGAGACACACACAAAUUCAUACGGGAGAGAAGCCAUACUGCUGUUUUGAAUGUGGCAAAGGGUUUUCCACCAGUGGGCAUCUUCGGAACCACACAAGGACUCACACGGGAGAGAAGCCGUAUUCUUGUUCUGAUUGUGGCAAGGGAUUCUCUGACAGAAGAUGUCUUCAGAAGCACUCAAAAAUUCACAUUGGAGAAGAGCAAAAAUAAUUGAGUAAUUAAAUCCUAUAAGGAGCAAAAUCUUCAGUGAUCUACAAAAACUAACAUAUUAACUUGUGAGGACCUGAUCCUCUGAGCGGUAAAUGACAAACUCUGAAUUCCGUACAGAGUACAAACAUUAGGGAGCAAAAAACAGAAACAUGGAAGCUAUUUAGAGCAGUGG
Messenger RNA from Erpetoichthys calabaricus (reedfish), 1602 nucleotides. RefSeq names its product gastrula zinc finger protein XlCGF26.1-like. The transcript has a single exon. Lineage: Eukaryota; Metazoa; Chordata; Cladistia; Polypteriformes; Polypteridae. The record is from RefSeq and is a predicted model, not a curated record. The coding region runs from base 24 to 1430 and encodes 468 amino acids.